Molecule: messenger RNA, 2413 nt
Organism: Owenia fusiformis
Lineage: Eukaryota; Metazoa; Annelida; Polychaeta; Sabellida; Oweniidae
Source: the annotation of a GenBank genome assembly
GCCAGACCUCAUAGAUUUCAGACAAGUGCGAGCCAACACCCCUAAACAGAACCUGGACCUUGCAUUUAACACUGCAGAGAAAGAAUUUGGUGUCACUAAACUACUAGAUGCAGAAGAUGUUGAUGUUGCCCUCCCAGAUGAGAAAUCCUUGAUGACGUAUGUAUCCGCGCUCUAUGACGUAUUCCCAGAAGUCCCCAGUCUGGAUCAGUCAUUGCGAGAUAAUGAGCGUCAGCUAAAAUAUGAAGAAUACAAAGACCUUGCGUCAUCAUUGUUACUAUGGUUACGAGACUCUACCGGCAUGAUGUUAGAUCGCAGAUUCCCUGCUACACUCAUUGAGAUGAAAUCCCUAUUGGCUGAUCUAAGUCGGUUUAGGAUGGAGGACGUCCCCCCUCGAUUCACAGACCGACAGAGACUUGGACAGGCAUGGGAGGAGCUACAGAAUUUGGUACUAAACUCAGGUCUCUAUGAGAUAGAGCGUGACGAGGAGAUCCACAUUGACAAUGUUGCCAGGUUAUGGGAUAAGUUCACACUGGCACUUCAAGAGAGAGAUAUGGCUCUACAAGCUGAAAUUGCAAGGUUGGACAGGCUACAGAGGCUGGCAGAAAAGGUCCACAAAGAUAGUAACAUCUGUGAAGAUACACUUAAUGAUGUAGAGAGAAAGAUAAACGAUGAUGAGAAGCACAUAGACAAGAUCCACCCCCUUGAUGCCAAGAGGAGUUGUGACCAGCUGCAACAGGCACUCAGAAAAACUGAGGAGUCACUACGUUCAAUGUUUGCUGACAUACAGUCACUCAAAGAAGGCAAAUAUCACCAAGCAGAUCAGAUGUACAGACGUGUGUACCUACUACAUCAACGCUACACAAAUCUGCACCACAGAUUACAAGAGGGACUCAUUCCUAAGUUAACCUCCAGGAGUUAUAUACAAGAAAGUGUACAAACUACAAAAACUACUGAAGAGCUAAUGGAAGUGAGGCUGGUGGAAACUAAUGAAGCUUUCAGACAUGUGCAAGAAUGUCUUAACUACAUUCAUGAUAAACAGAGUGCCAUAGAAGCAGGUGAAUAUGGAAAUGACCUGCCAAGUAGUAAGGAUGGACUUGAUGCCCACAAGUUACUACACAAUGAGAUACAGAGGUACAGGACCAGAAUAGACCACUCUAUCGGCCUCAAAAAAACAUUGCGAGGUGAUGAGGCUAAACUGUAUGAAACAUGGCUGUCCAAGGUUGAAGUUGCCUACAAUGUGCUACAAACCACCUCAACGAGAAGACUUAAAUGCUUAGAAACACUGCUGGACUAUAUCCAAGCAUCAACUAAUGAACUUAUGUGGUUAAAUGAAAAAGAAGAAAUUGAAAUAGCUAGAGAUUGGAGUUCAAAAGAUCUGAAAUUAAAUGAAAUUGAAAAUUACCACAAGAGUUUGAUGGUGCAAUUAGAGAAGAGGGAAGCACAGUUUAAUGCUGUUCAGGAUCGUGGUGCUGCACUUAGGUUAGAAAGACAUCCUGCAGCUGAAACCAUAGAGGCUUACAUGGCUGCCAUGCAGACUCAGUGGUCCUGGCUGCUUCAGUUGACACUCUGCUUGGAGACACACCUGAAGCAUGCUGCCACCUAUCAUGCAUUCUAUGAUGAGGCUGCAGACUCUGAGGCCUGGAUGAACAAACAAACAGAAUUGCUCAAUACUUACUAUGAUAGACAAGAACCAAGUCUGGAUGAUGCUGAUAAACUCAUGAGGGAGAUCAGAGAGCUAGGCGAGUUAUUAGGUGAAUACCAACACAUCACUGACUCGUUAGUCCCCCGUAGCACUCAGGUUGUACCUCUGAAGGCACGCAGACACCCACUACCUGGACCCACUAGGGUGAAGGCACUCUGCAACUACAAACAGCUUAAGAUGGGCAUAGAGAAAGAUGAAGAAUGUGUUCUGUAUGAUAACACUCAAAAGCUUAAAUGGCGAGAGGCUAUAGAUUAUGCACAGAGGCUACAGAGACAGUUACAGCAGAUACAAGGCAUCUGGAAAUUGAAAGAGAGAAAAUUAAAGCUAAAUUUCAUCUAUGCCACAAUUAAGGAAGUGAAAGGGUGGGAUCUACAAAAAUUCCAAAGUUUAGAUCCUGCAAAGCGCCAGGCUAUAUUCCGAGCCCUCAAUGAAGAUCUCGACAGUUUUUCGCAAGAUUCUGGACUCAGUGCAUCUGAACUCCGACGUCUGCAGUCGGAGAUGAGACACUGUAAUGAGAUAUUUGUUGAACUUUCUACUAAAGCAAAACAAGAAGAAGCUCAAAUGAAGGGUCCAGCCCAAGUCCUCGGGGAACAACUGGAUACCUUACGAAGAACUCUUGACUUUGUUGAUUCAACUCUUGCUGCAAGACUUGCUGAUGGUCUGCCUAGGGACCAGCCAACACUGGAUAAGCUCACAAAACACACAGAGUAA